AAAUUUUUAAAAAGAUCCAUUCAAAUUUAAAUAUUCCAUCCAAAUCCAUGCAAUGUGCCCAAGUAUUAAAGACUUAAAGAGGACCACGCUCUGAUAAAAAGGCUAUUUUUGCAACCCCAAUUGUCAACAGUAAUCUUCACUUGCAAACAAGAAAACUUGUGUUGUUUCUGCUCUUUUUGUACAUUUACUAAUUAUAGUACCUUCUAUUUCGUACUUAAUUCCUUCAUUUCCAUAAUUUAUAUUUACUUACAAAAUGUGGCUGAACUCUAGUUGUACUGACAAGGAUGAGAGAGUUCUUGUUCAAGAGGAAGAAGAAGCAUUAUCGCUACGCGAUAAUCUGCCUAAAAAUGAAGAGAACCAAACAGAUGAAAAAUUUCCUAGAGGAAGCUUAACACAAGAAGAGUUUGAUUUCUGCUCGUUUGGCGGUUCUUUGUUGAAAGAAUAUUCUGAAAUGUGCACCGCAGAUGAAGUUUUCUUCCAAGGCCAAAUGUUGCCUCUACAAUGUUUGCCAAAUGAUAGCCAUAACAAUAAAUUUUUCAAGGGCGGAACUACAUGUAAUUAUGAACCAGGUUCAAUUGAAUCCUCUUCCUCGACAAGUUAUUCUCAGCAAAUAAGAACAGAGUCCAAUGUUCCUCGGAUUCAAAACCAGUUUCAUUCUCAACGAAGACCGACAACCCAGGUUCAAUUUUCAAAGAUCACACACAGAAACAUCAGUAGGUCUAACCCAAAGCCGAAAAUAUGGAGUCAUUUUCGUGUUGGGUUGGUGAAAACGCCAGAAAUUGCAUUACAGGAUCUUAAGAUUCGAUGCAACAAGGAUUUCUUAAGUCAAAAUAGCACGAGUAGUAGCAGUAGCAGUUCGAGCAAUGACAAUAGAAGGAGGAUUAUAUUAAGCAAGAAAAAGAAGCAGAGGAAAAGGGCAUUUCUUGGAAGCUGCAAAUGUUCAGUGAAUUCAGUUGAAAUAGUUCCUUCUAAAGUUGUUACAAUAAACAGAGUCAGCACCACUAUGAAUUUGAAAGAGGAAAUGAAUGACCAUAAUAUUGAAGAUAAUUAUAAGGAAGUUACAGAGAUGAAGGAGAACAAAAAGAAACAAAUCGGGACACGUCAUCGAACGUUUGAAUGGUUAAAGCUGCUUUCACUUGAAAGUCCAGCAGAUGAAACAUAGAGAUUUUAAACAUCAGUAUCACGCAUACAUGGGGAGUUUUGGCGUAACUGAUAAAGUUGUUUCUAAUGAUCAGGAGGUCACGGGUUCGAGCCGUAAAAACAACGUCAUGCAGAAAUGCAGGGUAAGAUUGAGUACAAUAAACCCUUGCAGCCUCGGACCCUGCGCAUAGCGAGAGCUAAUUAGUAGAUCGAGCUGCUUUUUUUUAUCACGCAUGCUUUAACUUUUGGUUCAGUUUACUGUUCUUUUUCUUGAUGUAUGUAUGUAGACCUUUUUUUAUGUGUUAUGAUAUGUUUCACUUUUAUUCC
Molecule: messenger RNA, 1467 nt
Organism: Nicotiana tabacum (common tobacco)
Lineage: Eukaryota; Viridiplantae; Streptophyta; Magnoliopsida; Solanales; Solanaceae
Source: RefSeq, a predicted model, not a curated record